AUGGCCAGGAAGCGGGUCGCCGUGAUCGGAGCUGGGAUCAGUGGACUGGCUGCCAUCAAGUGCUGCCUGGAUGAGGGUCUGGAGCCCACCUGCUUUGAAAGGAAUGACGACAUCGGAGGCCUGUGGAAAUUUCAAAAAAACCCUUCAGAGAAAAUGCCGAGUAUCUACAAAUCCGUGACCAUCAACACGUCCAAGGAGAUGAUGUGCUUCAGUGACUUCCCCGUACCGGACCAUUUCCCCAACUACAUGCACAACUCCAAACUCAUGGAGUACUUCAGGAUGUACGCCAGCCACUUUGGCCUCCUGAAAUACAUUUGCUUCAAGACCAGAGUGCAGAGCGUGCGCAAGUGCCCGGACUUCCCCGUCAGCGGACAGUGGGACGUGGUGGUGGAGGCCGAGGGCCAGCGGGAGUCGCUGCUCUUCCAUGGGGUCCUGGUCUGCAGUGGGCACCACACGGACCCCCACCUGCCACUGCAGGCCUUCCCAGGCAUUGAGAAGUUUAAAGGACGCUAUUUCCACAGUCGGGAAUACAAAAGUCCCGAGGACUUCUCAGGAAAGAGGAUCGUUGUGGUUGGCAUGGGGAAUUCUGCUGUGGAUAUCGCCGUGGAGCUCAGUCGAGUAGCUGAGCAGGUACUCCUCAGCACUAGACGGGGAUCAUGGAUCUUGCACCGUGUUUGGGAUAAUGGAUACCCUAUGGACAGCUCAUCUAUCACUCGAUUCAAUAGUUUUAUCCAGAAGAUAUUUACUACGGCAUUAGUAAAUAACUACCUGGAGAAGACACUGAACUCAAGAUUCAAUCAUGCUCACUAUGGCCUGCAGCCACAACACAGACCUCUGAGCCAGCACCCAACCGUCAGCGAUGACCUGCCGAACCACAUCAUUUCUGGCAGGGUCCAGGUGAAGCCCAACGUGAGGGAAUUCACGGAGACGGACACCAUCUUUGAUGAUGGCACCGUGGAGGGCAACAUUGAUGCUGUCGUCUUCGCUACAGGAUACAGCUUUUCUUUCCCUUUCCUGGAUGGGCUGAUCGAAGUCGCUGAUAAUGAGGUGUCUCUGUAUAAGCUGAUGUUCCCUCCCAACCUGGAGAAGCCCACACUGGCCGUCAUUGGCCUCGUCCAGCCCCUGGGCAUCGUGCUGCCCAUAGCAGAGCUCCAGUCUCGCUGGGCUGCCCGGGUGUUCAAAGGACUGAAAAAAUUGCCCUCAGAGACUGACAUGCUGGCUGAGAUCAACAGAAGGAAAACGAGAAUGGCCAAAGAGUUUGUGGACAGCCCCAGAGAUGCAUCUCGAGUGUACUACAUCGACUACAUGGAUGAGAUUGCUUCUGAGCUAGGCGUCAAACCCAACCUGCUCUCCCUCUUCCUCUGGGAUGCCAAGCUAGCCAGGGAGGUUUUCUAUGGGCCCUGCACCCCAUACCAGUACCGCCUACAGGGGCCCGGCAAGUGGACCGGAGCCCGGGCAGCCAUCCUCACCCAGAGAGCCCGGAUCCUCAAGCCCCUGAGAACACGUGUGCUCCAGCACUCUGGCUCCCGUCCCUCUGGGUGGCUUUGGGUCAGAAGUGUCUGUGCUGUCAUCUUUCUCUCUGCUUCCAUGGUCAUCAUCUUGCAGAUGAUCGGUCAUUAA
Molecule: messenger RNA, 1620 nt
Organism: Marmota flaviventris (yellow-bellied marmot)
Lineage: Eukaryota; Metazoa; Chordata; Mammalia; Rodentia; Sciuridae
Source: RefSeq, a predicted model, not a curated record